AGCCUAAGGCAGUUGCGUCGAGUCGUUGAUUGAACAUAAUGACUUCCAAACUGGUGAUUGUCAUCGCUCUGGCCGUAGUGGCUCAGAUAUCGGCGACACCCUUGUUUUUUAACGUGAUCCAAGAUGCCGUCGAGCACAUGAAAGACGAAGCCCAAGAGAUUGCCAACAACAUCAACCAGGGCAUACAAGAUGCAAUUAACCAAGUCACCAACAGCAGCAGCGAAGCCGCAGCCAACGCCACCGCUUCUGCUGACGAUAGCAGCUCUGCAGUAUCAGCAGACAGCGAAACUGAGGAGGACACAUCUGAUUCCGCAUCUAACUCUGCAUCUGACUCCUCAUCCGACUCCGCAUCUGACUCCACGUCUGACUCCGCAUCUGACUCCACAUCUGACUCCACAUCUGACUCCACAUCUGACUCUGCAUCUGACUCCGAAUCUGCCUCUGCUUCUGACUCCAGCUCCUCAUAAGGAGACUGGCUGGAGAGUGAAAGUGAGAUCGAGAGCCUCUGAACCUGAGGAGGUUCACAGGACAACAUCUGUACCUGUGUUCAUGGCAUUACUCUGAAAUUUCCACUUUUAGCUUUUAAUAACAUGACUUUGACCAUUUAAUUCCUUAUAAUAACAGUGCCAAAUUUUCGAAAUAAACAUCUCUGACUCGCA
Schistocerca gregaria is the source of this 659-nucleotide messenger RNA. RefSeq names its product clumping factor A-like. The transcript is spliced from 3 exons. NCBI's taxonomy places the organism in Eukaryota, Metazoa, Arthropoda, Insecta, Orthoptera, Acrididae. The record is from RefSeq and is a predicted model, not a curated record. The coding region runs from base 39 to 467 and encodes 142 amino acids.